Molecule: messenger RNA, 4804 nt
Organism: Chlamydomonas reinhardtii
Lineage: Eukaryota; Viridiplantae; Chlorophyta; Chlorophyceae; Chlamydomonadales; Chlamydomonadaceae
Exons: 24
Coding region: 169-4443 (1424 amino acids)
Biological process (GO): proteolysis; arabinan catabolic process; xylan catabolic process
Cellular component (GO): plant-type cell wall
Molecular function (GO): alpha-L-arabinofuranosidase activity; serine-type endopeptidase activity; xylan 1,4-beta-xylosidase activity
Source: RefSeq, a predicted model, not a curated record
UGAGUGGUGGGGCUGUUGACCUGUUGGGCGGCGAGACUUAAGGUGCAGCUGGUUUGCAAAGGCAGCCUUUAGCAGCGAAGUACAGCGUGGGCAUUUGCGUACAUUUACCAACAUACAGAUCUCAUUUCCAAGAAGCAAAGAGGGUUAACUUGAAACACAAGGCUGCAAAUGACUUCAUUGUUGUCCGCGCUUGGGAGGAGAGCGAGCGCAGGUACGCCGCUGGGCCGCCCUGCGCCUGGCGGCUCCACGCUUCCGGCCGUGGCGCCCGCAGCUGCGGCCUCGCCCGCCCUUCCUCGCCGGACCUGCUGCCCCACCGCCGCCCUCAGCACCACCGCCAGCAGUGCCUGCGGCGCGGCCCCCGGCAUCUCGGCAGAGCCCCUGCCGCAACUCGCCAGCUGCCCCAGCCGCAUCAGCAGCAGCCGCAGUGGCGGGCGGCGGUCGCGUGUGCUGCUGGCGGCGCCGCCUCGCUCCACCGGCAAUGGCCAGGUGGGGCCGCCGCAGCACCGCAAGGGGGUGGUGGCGCCGGGCGCGGGGGCGGGCGCCGCUGCCGCGUCUGCCGCCGCGCCGGCCGCUGCUGUGGCCGCUGCUGUGGAUGAGGAGGUGGCGGAUGAUGAUGAGGACGUGUUGAUGGAUGAGGACGAGGCGGGGCAGCAGCUGGCCCCCUUCAUGGACGCAGUGGUCAAGGUGUACUGCAUGCACACGGAGCCCAACUACUCCCUGCCCUGGCAGCGCAAGCGGCAGUACAGCAGCAGCAGCAGCGGCUUCGUGGUGUCGCACGGCGGCCGCAACUGGCUGCUCACCAACGCACACUCGGUGGACUACCACACACAGGUCAAGGUGAAGCGGCGCGGCGACGACCGCAAGUUCCUGGCGCGGGUCAUCAGCGUGGGCGUGGACUGCGACAUCGCGGCCCUGCAGGUGGACGACCCGGACUUCUGGGCGCCGCAGUCUCCGGACUCUCCGCCUCCGCCUGUGCUGGAGCUGGGCCCCCUGCCCCGGCUGCAGGAUGGCGUGGCCGUGGUGGGCUACCCCAUUGGCGGCGACACCAUCAGCGUCACCGCGGGCGUGGUGAGCCGCAUCGAGGUGACGGACUACAGCCACGGCAGCACCGACCUACUGGCCAUACAGAUCGACGCCGCCAUCAACGGCGGCAACAGCGGCGGCCCCGUGUUCAACAGGGCCUGCCAGUGCGUGGGCAUCGCGUUCCAGGCGCUGGUGGGCAGUGACGUGGAGAACGUGGGCUACGUCAUCCCCACCCCCGUGGUGGCCCACUUCCUGGACGACUACACCCGCACAGGCGGCUUCAGCGGAUUCCCGCAGCUGGGCAUACAGUGGCAGCGCAUGGAGAGCGAGGCGCUGCGGAGGGCGUACGGCAUGACCGCGGCGGCGGCGGGGGCGCCUCAUGCGCUGCUGCCCCACUUCACUCCCUACCGUCGUCCCGUUCCACCCCACUCCCCGCCCGCUACCCCUGACCUGCGUGAGAGCUACCUGCCCGCCUUCCGCGCCUGUGUGGUGGAGGGCCGCGCGCACAGCGUCAUGUGUGCAUACAACAAGGUCAACGGCGUGCCCGCCUGCGCGCACCCGCACCUGCUGCGCGCCACGCUCAACGACAGCUGGGGAUUCGGGUCGGACCCAGCCAACUUCGUGGUGAGCGACUGCGGCGCCGUGUCCGACCUGGCGCUCACACACGGCUGGAACACCUCCCUGGCGGCGGCGGCGGCGGAGGCGCUGACGGCGGGCGGCCUGUCGCUGUUCUGUGACAACGCCGCGGCCGCCGCGGUGCCCCAGGCUGUGGCCUCGGGCCUGCUGGCUCCGGCGGUGCUGCGGGCGGCGGUGCGGCGUAUGCUGCUGGCGCGGUGCCGGCUGGGCAUACUGGGGGCGGCGCAACCCAACACAACCAACACCACAGACAGCAGCAGCAGCACACAGCUGGAUACGUCGGAGGCACCAGCAGGCGCGAGCAGCACCAGUGCCGACGGAACACUGUCGCAGGCAGAGGCAGCCGUGGACAGGAGCGGCAACAGCGGCAGUGGCGGCGGCAGUGGCAGUGGCAGUGGCGGUGGCAGUGGCAGUAGCAGUGGCAGUGGCAGUGGCAGUGGCGGUGGCAGUGGCAGUAGCAGUGGCAGUGGCAGUGGCAGUGGCAGUGGCCGGCCGGACGUCCAGGCCCUCUCCCGCUCCCACGCCCACACGCGGCUGGCGUACGAGGCCGCCCUGCGCUCCAUCACCCUGCUGGUCAACAGGCCGCCACCCGGCGGCUCGGGGGGGCGGCCGCUGCUGCCGCUGCAGCUGCCGCCGCCGCCUCCAGCCCCCGCCAACACCACUGACAACACCACCGCCGCCCCGGGUCCGCUGCUGGCACUGCUGGGCCCCCAUGCGGACGGAGCUCUGUACUACCUGGGGACGUACUACGGCACACCGUCACACCCGGUGGUGACGCCGCUGGCCGCGCUGCGUGAGGCUCUGGGCCCUGCGGCGGUGAGCCACACGCCCUGCCUCACAGGGGUGGGGCUGGAGCCCAGCGACGGCCUGCACACCUGCACACAGGCGGCGGCGGCGGCGCAGGUGGCGGCGGUGGUGUUCGUGGGCGGCUCCUCCCGCAACUUCGCGUGCGGCGACCAGCAGUGCACCACCAUCACGCCCGUGUCCGAGUCCGAGGGGCUGGACCGCGGCUCAUUGAGGCUGCCCGGACUGCAGGAGGAGCUGGUGCGGGCGGUGGCUCGCUCGGGUGUGCCGGUGGUGGUGGUGGCGGUGGCGGGGGGGCCGCUGGACCUGAGCCCGCUGCUGGGGCUGCAGGGGGUGGCGGCGGUGCUAGCGGCGCCGUACGGGGGGCAGCAGGCCGGCUACGCGCUGGCCAGUGUGCUGCUGGGCACCUCCUCCCCCAGUGGCCGCCUGCCCGCCACCUGGCUGUACGACUGGUACACGCAUCUGUCCGACCCCACCUCCAUGGCCAUGAGGGCCUGGCCCGGCCGCACAUACAGAUACCUGCAGGAGGAGCUGGUGCGGGCGGUGGCUCGCUCGGGUGUGCCGGUGGUGGUGGUGGCGGUGGCGGGGGGGCCGCUGGACCUGAGCCCGCUGCUGGGGCUGCAGGGGGUGGCGGCGGUGCUAGCGGCGCCGUACGGGGGGCAGCAGGGGGGUUACCCGCUGGCCAGUGUGCUGCUGGGCACCUCCUCCCCCAGUGGCCGCCUGCCCGCCACCUGGCUGUACACGCAUCUGUCCGACCCCACCUCCAUGGCCAUGAGGGCCUGGCCCGGCCGCACAUACAGAUACCUGCAGGUCCCCGUGCUGUUCCCCUUUGGCUUCGGUCUGUCGUACACACACUUCCACACCACCGACAUGCGCGCCAGCCCCUGGGACUGCCGCACCAGGGGCGACACCGGCGCAGGUACGGCGGCUGAGGGGCGGCGGCGGCGGCAGGCGGCGCCCAGAGGAGCCGGCGGCGGCGGCGGCGAGGAGGAGCUGUGCUUCCGUGUGGAGGUAGACGUGGUGAACGCCGGCCGCCGCGCCUCCGGCCACGCCGUGCUGCUCAGCCUGCGCCGCAGCCCGCAGCCGCCCGGGGCCGCACCGGCGGCAGGCGGCACACGCACAGGGGCCGGCGGCGGCAGCGGCAGCGGCGGCGGCGGCGCCCGGAGUGACUCGGGUGAUGCCGGUGGUGGGGGGGCCAGCGGUGGCGCAGGAGGACGGGUGCUGGCGGCUGCGGGAGUGGGUGGUGUUGCUGCGGCCGCCGCAUCCGGGGGGGAGCCGGGUGCGGGGCGGGCGCAUAGCGGGUGUCGGCCGUGCGCCGAGGUUCUUCAGCAGCAGCAGCCGUGGCGGGCGCAGCGGCAGCAGGAGCAGGGCCAGAGGGACGGGCCGCAGGACGGGGAGGAGGAGUCGGAGGAAGAGGAGGAGGGUGGGGAGUUCGCCGAGUGGGGCGGGGAGCGGUACGGCCACCCUGACACGCUGGCGGCACACACCGCCGCCUACCACCGCAUCAUGGCGGACAGACUGGAGCGGCCACAGGGGCAACAGCGGCCACAGGCGCAGCAGGGGCAGCAGGGGCGGGGGGCGAGGGGCGGGAGUGGGGCACGUGGCAGCGCCUCCGCUGCCGGAGCGGGCUCCCACUCGGACGGCGGUGGAGGGGACGAGCUCGAUGGUCAGGUCGAUGGCGUCGACGACGACCCGCCGCCGGUUCGCGAGCUGGUGGCGUUCGGGCGGCUUGAGGACGUGUCGCCCGGGGAGGUCCGCACACUGGUGCUGCAGGUGCGGCUGCCGGCGGCUGGGCUGGAGGUGGAGGUGGAGGCGGAGGCGGAGGUGGAGGCGGAGGCGGAGGUGGAGGCGGAGGAGGAGCAGCAGGCGGGCCGGCAAGGCGGCGGCCCCCGCCGCAGGGCACACCGCCGCUACGUCGCACACUUGCAGGCCGGCGCGCUCUGCUGCCCGCUGCCGCGUCCGGCCGCGUCACGGCGCUGAGGGGCGUUGAGCUGUCCCGCACAAGUCCCCACUGGAAGGCAGCUGAGCCGCAUGGAUGGGCGCGUGUGGGAGCAUGAGAGGCGGUCUGACGCGGCCGGGGCAGGGGUGGUGUGUGCCACUGCCCUCGUCCUCAGAUGUGGGAAACUCCGGGGCUUUGCCACCGUGUAGAGGGGUUGAUACCAGAGCUUGGGUUGACACCAGCAGGUGUUGCAGUCGCGUUCCGCCUCACCCGUACGGCGGGGGGGGCAGCAGCACCGACCUAGGCCGAUGUGCAUGUGUCGCCUACUCAUUAAUACGUUGCAGUCACCGGUUGCGGUUUCAACAAUUGAACAUGAAAAGAGUGUACUCAUUCGCAAGAGCU